Molecule: messenger RNA, 3202 nt
Organism: Plectropomus leopardus (leopard coralgrouper)
Lineage: Eukaryota; Metazoa; Chordata; Actinopteri; Perciformes; Serranidae
Gene: kctd3
Product: potassium channel tetramerization domain containing 3
Biological process (GO): protein homooligomerization
Molecular function (GO): protein binding
Source: RefSeq, a predicted model, not a curated record
UUACACGCAGAGCAGUGAUGCAAACAUGCCCGCUGGAAAAUAGAGCCAUUCUUGUGUGGCCGCCUUUGGACAAAAAGGCCCUUAUCUCUCUUCGCCCACUAUGCGGAGGCUAAACGAUACCGACGUCGUCCGUUUGGGUCGUAUGUAACGGGUAUUUUAUGGACGGUGGGACGAGGGAGAGGCUGUGAGGCUGGGGAGACGGGACAUCGGCUGAGCUGGGAGCGGAGCGUUAGCAAGCUAGCUCUGACAGUAACAGUUACAACGGAGCAGUUUUCCGUACAACAAACCAUUUGCUCGGUCAUCAUGGCUACGAAUGGUAACAACUUAUCGCCCGGGAUGGGAGAAAUCAUCCAGUUAAACGUCGGUGGGACACGGUUCAGCACCUCCAGACAGACUCUGAUGUGGAUCCCAGACUCUUUCUUCUCAAGUUUGCUGAGUGGAAGGAUAUCUACACUUCGGGAUGAAACUGGAGCUAUAUUUAUUGACAGAGACCCUACAGCUUUUGCACCAAUUUUGAAUUUCCUCCGAACCAAAGAAUUGGACCUGCGGGGCGUCAACAUCAGUGUGCUGCGACAUGAAGCAGAGUUUUAUGGGAUAACACCUUUAGUACGGCGGCUUCUGCUGUGUGAGGAACUGGACCGCUCAUCGUGUGGCAGCGUUCUCUUCCAUGGUUACCUGCCACCCCCAGCCAUCCCUGCCCGUAAGUCAAGCCCUGCCUCAGCAGCCUCUGGCCCCUCCUCUGAUGAGCGGCCGGGUGCAAGUGGAGCAGAGGGCUUCACCCGUGUUGGCCCCCCUCCUCACCCGUCCCUCUCUGCCUCACCUGGAACAGUUGACAACCACAAACUAGGUCCUGUCGUUGACCCCAGGAAGGUGCUGAUUAUAGCGGGACACCACAACUGGAUUGUAGCAGCAUAUGCACACUUUGUCAUCUGCUACAGGAUAAAGGAGUCUUCUGGAUGGCAGCAGGUGUUUUCCUCCCCCUACCUUGACUGGACCAUUGAACGCAUUGCCCUUAACGCCAAGGUGGUGGGUGGUCCACAUGGAGACAAAGACAAGAUGGUGGCCGCCGCCUCUGAAAGCAACAUCAUCCUGUGGAGCAUCCAGGACGGAGGCAGUGGAAAUGAGAUAGGUGUGUUCACUCUCGGUGUACCUGUAGAUGACCUCUUCUUCAUCGGGAACCAGCUGGUAGCAACAAGCCACACAGGGAAGGUUGGGGUGUGGAAUGCCGUCACACAGCACUGGCAGGUUCAAGAUGUGGUUCCUAUCACUAGUUGUGACACAGCAGGAUCCUUCCUACUACUGGGCUGCAACAAUGGGUCUAUCUACUACAUAGACAUGCAAAAGUUUCCACUGAGGAUGAAGGAUAAUGAUCUUCUGGUGACAGAGCUUUAUCAUGACCCUUCAAACGAUGCCAUCACUGCGCUGUCUGUGUACCUCACACCUAAAACCAGUGUUAGUGGGAACUGGAUAGAGAUAGCCUAUGGGACGAGCAGCGGUGCAGUGAGAGUGAUUGUGCAACACCCAGAGACAGUGGGAUCUGGCCCUCAGCUCUUUCAGACAUUUACUGUGCACAGGAGCCCGGUGACAAAGAUCAUGCUGUCUGAGAAACAUCUGGUAUCAGUGUGCGCAGAUAACAACCACGUUCGGACGUGGACGGUCACUCGCUUCAGAGGGAUGAUCUCCACCCAGCCAGGCUCCACCCCUCUGGCCUCUUUCAAAAUACUGUCCCUGGAGGAGACAGAAAGCCACGGGAGCUACGGCUCUGGGAACGAUAUUGGUCCCUUUGGAGAGAGAGAUGAUCAGCAGGUUUUCAUACAGAAGGUGAUCCCCAUCACCAACAAACUGUUUGUGAGGCUCUCAUCUACUGGAAAAAGGAUCUGUGAAGUGCAGUCAGUGGAUGGGACCACCAUCUCUUCCUUCAUGGUGCGGGAGUGUGAAGGUUCGAGCCGGAUGGGGUCACGGCCUCGGCGCUAUCUGUUCACUGGUCAUGGCAACGGCAGCAUCCAAAUGUGGGACCUGACCACUGCAAUGGACACUGCUAACAAAGGAGAGGAGAGGAAGAGAGAGGAUGUAGGUGGGCCGACAGAGGAGGAGCUGCUGCAGCUGUUGGACCAGUGCGACCUGAGCACCUCCCGCUGUGCUACACCAAAUAUUAGCCCCGCCCCCUCUGUGCUGCACCACACACGCCUCAGAGAGUCCUGCUCGAGUCUGCAGUUACAGGCCCAGGAGCCCAUCCCUGAGAGCCAGGCUACUUACGGAGCUGUGCGACCCUACAGAGAGAGCCCCCUGCUGGCCCGCGCUCGACGAACUGAGUCCUUCCACAGCUACAGAGACUUCCAGAACUUCAGCCUGAGUCGAGGUGUUCUAGACAGCACUGGUCCGACGUCCACACAGGGCUCCAGCCAGACCCUUGACGUGCGCCGUUCGCUCUGUGACUUUGGGCCUGAGGACAGCGAGAGGAGAGCCACGGCUAUGGAGUUCUGGGCUUGCCGAACAGCCGGUUCAAGCUCCAGCACAAAUAUCGGAGCUACGACGGCUGCUGGUCAGAAGACAGAAGGCGGUCAAGAAUCUCCACGACAACCUCCUGACAGCCCGAAUCCCGGUGGUGACGUUAGGCGAAAGGUGCACCCACAACCAGAGGAGGGAGAGGGUGUGGGAUCAGGGGCAGAGGCAGUGAAGGUGGAGGGAGGUGUGAGGAAGAGGGGAGUACUAGAAGGAGGCUUUCUGGGGAGGAAGAGGGCUCCCCCAGUCCCCCAUCUUGCCUCCGUCCCCUCUGGAUCUGAAGGUGGUGGCAGCGACUCAUCUGCCAAUGCCUCCCCGUCCCCAACCAAACUGUCUUCCUCCACCUCACCGCGACACAGGAAGCUGGCCCCUGAGCUGUCCAAUCAGGACAGCAGCCUGUGACAGAGCAGAGUCCACUACCCUUUUCUUUUGGUACCCAGUCAGAGGAACGGUCUUGUAGAGGAAUUAUGCAGGCACAUAUGGGAGAUGAGUUCUGGAUGUCACAGCAGAGGAGGAAUGUGGCUUUUCGAGGAAUAAAUGGAUAAAAGACCAUAUUCUUUUGGGACUCCACACAAGAUGCUACCAUGCUUUAUGAAUCUGUGUCUCAGGAUGAGUCUUCUUUAUUCAGUUUGCGCUUUACGCUGAAAUACUUUUAUUUAAUCUAUACACCUUCUAUUUUUCAGUUAAAGGGACAGUUCAC